Molecule: messenger RNA, 3939 nt
Organism: Trypanosoma grayi
Lineage: Eukaryota; Euglenozoa; Kinetoplastea; Trypanosomatida; Trypanosomatidae
Product: protein kinase
Exons: 1
Coding region: 1-3939 (1312 amino acids)
Biological process (GO): protein phosphorylation
Cellular component (GO): cytoplasm
Molecular function (GO): ATP binding; protein serine/threonine kinase activity
Source: RefSeq, a predicted model, not a curated record
AUGCGACAAGGGAUCCCCGACGCCAAUAUCACCAGUGCUAACACCAGUAGAGACACGGUCCCGUCGAGUGUUGAACAAAGCACGAUCGCCGACCGCCGACUGACCGUAAUCCCCGCUCAAAAUCGCGACAACGACACAAAUGUGCCUCUCAAUUCGCCACAGCCAUCUGGCCCCGGUGCCACUGAGAAUGCGAUGAUUCCUGUCGAACAGCCGUCGCCGCAACAAAGGCGAAACAGUAAUCUGGAUGGUUUGUCUGGACAGAAUCAUGGGUGCAUACCUCUUCCGCACUUACCCAUCCAGGCUAGCAAUACGAAGCCUAAUGUACACAAGACGAAUCAGUAUAAAAAGCUUGAUGUUAUCACGGAAAUAAUGCAUCAGAGCACGACCAGCAGUUUCAUAACUGAAGACGCCUUUGCCGCGUCACAACGGACACAGGCUCAUCAAGGGAUGACGAUGAAUACAUCCACAACCAAUCCUGCACUCCGGAGACUGAAGAAAUGGCAAGCAGAGUACCUGGCAGGAAAGAAAUCUGCAACUCCAUUAAAUGCACAAAACGCAGGCACAUCCAUCGAAAGGCAAUCCCAAUCUCCGUCGUCUAAUUCAUACUACGCAGGCUGCCUCUGUUGCCUUGUGCCGGACUUUCUGAAGAAGCACAGCAUCUCUCUGCGCUGCUGGGUGUUGUGUCCCCUUGUGGCGAUCCUCGUGACUGUUAGCAUACUGACGGUGACAGUGGCAAAUACUGCAUCUCUGGAAAGUGCAAUAGAGGCCUUAACUACUCUGCAUGGCCUGAUCGUUGCCAAUAUGGAGGUGGCCUGUGGUCGUCAGACAUUCUCUAAAGCGGUGCGCAUGGCAAUGGCACCUGGGAGCAUGUACUUCUCCAAUAACACCUUCCCGAAUCCCGUAACGGACAAGCUGAUGCCGCUGGAGAAUGGCAUGAUGUCCCGUUUGUGUGCAACUCUCCGCGAUAUGGAUCCAGCAAAAACAAUCACAACUUUGGGUGCUGUUUCAUUGACAAGAAAUCAAGCAGCUAUUUGUGUUGCCUCACGAAGCCGCCCCAAACUGUUUAUGGGUGCACAGAGCAGUGACGGGAUUAUUGAGGACUUUUACAUGCUUGACCCCGCGACUCUGGAAUACAAACAACCAUUGAUACCUAUGAACUUUCUGCGGCACCGUACGAGCGUCAAAAGCUUCACAACCAAGAACCACUAUGAUACAGUGGUGAAUCGAUGGAAUGAAUCACUUGCGAGCGGUGAGGUGAUGGAUCUUUCACAAUACUGGGUAACACCACGCUACCCACCGAUGUACGCCGCAUUUGUUUUUCCGUUCUUCGAGGUGUACGAUGACAAGACUACGGGCGUAGGCUAUUUGCACGCGACGAUGUUUACAACAAGACUAAUGGAUAUGCAGUGGUACAACGCAUCAGAAACUGGAAUUCGCGUGAUGCUAGUGGACCCCAAUGUAACGGCUGAGCGGCUCCUUGUCUUUGCUAACAAUUGGGAUCAGCCCCUUCACAACGUGUCAAAUCCAUGGACGGCUAUGGAUAAGGGGGAACCAAUAAAGUAUAUGACUUCAGACGACGUUAGUGACCCCAUAAUGCGUGAGGGGCUCCGGAAUAUAGAUCUUCGCCGUGCCCUCAUUAGCGGUAAGAAGGAAGAGGAUGUUUUCCCAUAUGGCGGAUACAACGGUCGUAUUACCGCGGAGCAUAUUGUCACGGAGAGCGGGGUCGCAAUGCUGCUUGUGGUGGUGACAACCCGCAGCUACUACUUUGGUCCGGUUUUCGUGUACCGCGACAUUGGUAUUGCUGGUGGUGUUCUUGUUCUUGUGCUGGUGACAGGUGCGUGCAUUGCAUUCGUGGAGUGCUGCCUGAUUCGCCCGCUUCGCACAACAAAGAGAGAGCUGAAGAUGGCGCUAAGUGGUGCCCCCGUUGGUGCGGCGCAGCACCGCCCUGUUUUGCUGCGCGAGGUGCGGGAGCUGGCGGAUGUGUGUGACACACUCCGUCGCCGCCUCCACAAAGUCCGGUCGUACAUGCCGGACCGUCUCCUUGUGGACGAGAAUGCUACGGCAACGGCUGGGCUAUCCGAUUUAAGCCCCCAUGGGCAUGAAGUCGACUCGCUUCAUGGGCCGCCGGCUAGCGACCUGCGGCGCGUGAUGUGCAGCGUUGCCUACGUGUACUACACCCCACGGAAACACGCGAACCCAACCAAUGCUGUUGUGGAGCAGAUGAUGCAUGUGGUUGUGGGUGCUGCGACUGCGUGUGGUGGGUGCUUCGAGUUGCAGCGGCCCGAUUACUGCGUGGUGAGCUUUGGUGUGCAGUCGCGUGGCAAAGAAUUUGCGGCGGAGGCCUCGCAGGCGGUGGAGUUUGCGCAGCGGCUGCGUGAGGAGCUGACGGAGUGCGCGGCGCUCGCUGGUCUGUACCGUGUGAUCGUGGAGUCCGGCGCGUUUCAGAGCGGCGUCAUCAGCGGGGGCGGCAGGAGCCAUUUCGUGCUGCUGUGCCGCAACCUGCACCACCUGCUUGGCGGUUUCCUGCCUCACGCUGGCGUUGUGGCGGCCGUCACGGAGGAAACGGCGCUGUUGGUGCGUGGCCGCCACCGGCUCCUGCCGUUCGAGACCGUGUACCUCGAGGAGGCCGGCGAGACGCAGGUGCAGCUGCAUGAGGUGCUUGGUGGUGAUGUUGGCACGGCGGCCUGGCAGGAGUACGAGCGCUGCUACUGCGAGGCGUACGACGAGAUGGUGCGCGGUGACUACUCCGGGGCGCUCCGGUGGUGGGACAGGGCAGCGGCGGUGGCGCAAAGCUCUCUGACGGAGGACCCGGCGGCGUGGCGGUCGUCACAGGAGGAACGGCUCAGGAGUGAGUGCGUCGCGCGUGUUGCGCAAGGCGACACAGCGCCGUACGUGCGGCGCCCGCAGCCGGUGGGGGGUGAAGAUGUCGAUCCGGCGGGCAGCGUGGCUCCCUCAAGCGAUUCCCGUGUGGAUCAGGACACACAAAACUCAAACCCCUAUACUGAUUCUUUUCAAACUGGAGGGACGGGGACACGGUCAAUAAUUGAGCGUGCCAGCCGUGCGGCAUAUGCGGGCGACUUGCCGCGCGUGUUCAAGGACCAUAUGGGGAACACGUGGAAGCGCGCGUUCGAGCCAAUUGACGAAGCAGUUGCGGAUGUCACCCCUGUCUACAUGGCCAUCUCCGCGACUGGGACGCUGGCAGUGCUGAAGGUGUACCCGCUGACGGUGACGGGUGGCCGCCUGCCGCGCGCGGAAGUGGACGCGGCGCUGCAGGAGCUGCUGAGCCUUGGAGAGCAUGACAGCCUUGUGCAGUACCUCUCGUACUGCCACGCCCCACCGCACGGCGUUGUGCUUGUGACGGAGUAUGUCCCUGGCGGCACGCUGCGUGACAUGAAGGACCGUUACGGCCGGAAGCUGCCGCUGAUGGCUGUGAAGCGGAAUGUUGCGUCGCUGCUGCGCGGCCUGGCGUACCUCCACGGGCGUGGCCUGGUGCAUGGGCAUGUGUGCCCUGAGAACGUGAUGGUUGGUGUGGAGGGGCGAUGCCGACUCAAGGGCAUGCUGCUGACCGCUGAGUCGCUGUUCGCUCAUCACAGCUCGUACUAUGUGAGUCCUGAGGUGUCUGUCGGCGGCGCCAAGACGGCGGCCAGCGACAUGUACGCGCUGGGGCUUCUGCUGCUGGCGAUGCUGACGAACUCCCACCCGUGGCAGUGGGCUCCGCGUGUGGCGGUGGAGCGCUCGCAGAAGGAGCUCGACUCGCUGCUUGCUGACAGUGUGGCAUUCCGCGAGGCGCUGCGGGGGGGACUGUUGGAGCCAAUACCGCCACCCCCGGACGUGGACAGUGCUAUGCGGGGUGUGCUGGAGGCGUGUCUGUGCGCCGAGCCCAACGAACGGCUGUCUUCCCUUUGUGUUUUGGAGAAGUUGAGUGUUCCUGGGUUGUAG